AUGACGUGUCGCGAGGAUGUAUCAAACGCUGGUUUGGCUCUCGGAAUUGCUCUCUACCCUUCCUUCAAGAAACGUUCUCUCUUCUGUCUAAGAGGCUUAGAGGGCAAGUCCGAGGUUAGGCAUGUAAUGGAUCAUCUAGGUUCUAGGGAAAGUGAUCUGGAUUUUGACUUGGAAAGUGGUGAGACUGAAAGCACCAGUGAAGAAGAUGGAAAUCAAGGGUCAGGUUCAGAUGGUAAAUGUUCCAGGAAAACAAUGGCUAGGGCAAGGAGUGGGUACUUGUAUGUUGAUGGAUCAAUAGCAGCUAGUGAUGGGCUAAGUGCAGGCAAUAAUGUAUCAAGUAUUGGUCAGAAUAUGGAUAUGUUAGCUAGUAGUAUGGGGCAAAUGGCAGAAGGAAGAAUGGAGAAGAGGACAGUCGAGAAACAGAAAAAGAUCCCUAAAAAGCAUCCCAAGCCACCUCGGCCUCCUACAGGUCCAUCAUUACAUGCCGCCGAUAUAGAGUUCGUCAAAGAAAUUUCAAAGCGUUCAAGGUUGCGGCGUGCAAGGAGAGAAAGGAUGAAUGCAUUGAAGAAAAUGAAAUCUGAUAAAACAUCAUCCUCGAAGAUAAACUUCUUGGCAAUGAUCGUCACCACUAUCUUCUGCUUUGUGAUAAUCUUCCACGGAACUCCGAAACUCAUGGGCUGGCUCUGUGUUUCCCAGUUUGGCCGCCGAAUGCCAUGGGGAUUGAUUAUUGAACCUUAUUUUGAGUUUCAACAAUUCCAAUUUGGGGAAGCAGUGCUGUUAAAGGACUUUGUGGGUAAAGCAGCCUUACCAUACAAUCAAUGGGGUCAAUUAGGCACCACAGGGAGAUGA
Molecule: messenger RNA, 849 nt
Organism: Prunus armeniaca (apricot)
Lineage: Eukaryota; Viridiplantae; Streptophyta; Magnoliopsida; Rosales; Rosaceae
Source: the annotation of a GenBank genome assembly